Molecule: messenger RNA, 541 nt
Organism: Asterias rubens (European starfish)
Lineage: Eukaryota; Metazoa; Echinodermata; Asteroidea; Forcipulatida; Asteriidae
Product: protein dpy-30 homolog
Exons: 4
Coding region: 133-462 (109 amino acids)
Cellular component (GO): Set1C/COMPASS complex
Source: RefSeq, a predicted model, not a curated record
UGAAGCCUGUAUCCUGUAGUAACAAAAAAGCAUUGAUAUUCUUUCUUACUGAACAAAAACUCGCGGCAAAGCUGAAUGAGAUUGAGUCAAACUUCACUUUCCUUUUGAAAGAAACGAGUUUUAAGGUUAACCAUGAGUGAAGCAGUUGAGCAGACACCCCAACCUACGGAUCCAAACAUGGGAUUGAACAUAGAAAAUGCUCCACCAAAAUCAGAGUCGCCUCACGCUGAGCAUGGACUCACCGAAAACAUACAGAAGAUUAUCACUCAAGAGAAAGAAGAAGUUGAGAAGACGAAAGUUGACUUGGAGUCCCUAACCACGAGAGCCUACCUAGACCAUACGGUGGUACCCAUCCUGCUGCAAGGGAUGUCGGCCCUGGCCAAAGAGAGACCUCCCAAUCCGAUUGAGUACCUGGCCAGCUACCUCCUGAAGAAUAAAGACCAGUUUGAAGGUAGCAGCUAAGACAUGAAAUAGCCGUCUAAUAAUACCACUGGAUUUACCUCUCACUAGAGGGGGUAAAGUAAGCCUUGUGUGGUGUCAA